Nerophis lumbriciformis (worm pipefish) is the source of this 1979-nucleotide messenger RNA. Lineage: Eukaryota; Metazoa; Chordata; Actinopteri; Syngnathiformes; Syngnathidae. The record is from RefSeq and is a predicted model, not a curated record.
UCACAUGUGAGCUGACGUCACAACAAGCAAACGAUCUCACCUGACAACUUCAGGUCGGUGACGAGGCCCCGCCCAUAAAUGACGUCACUGCCAAACCUGUGUUUCCGGCUGAACAGAAAAACGAGUGAGGCUCAGCGAAGGAAGCAAGAUGGCGGAGGCGCCCGAGCUGUUUAACGAGCAGGAGCUCACCUGUUCCAUCUGUUUGGACCUCUUCACUGACCCUGUGUCCACGCCCUGCGGACACAACUUCUGCCAGGCGUGCAUCGGCGGCUACUGGGCGUCCAGCGCCGUGUGCACCUGUCCGCUGUGCAAGCAUCCGUACGAAGAGCGGCCGCAGCUCAGCAUCAACAAAGUCUUCGCCGUCAUCACCGACAACUACAAGUCGUCACGCUACGGCGCCGCCGCUGUGUCUGCACCGGGCGCCGCCGGGACCAACCCCUUUACGACCAAGUCCGGCGAGGAGGUGGUGUGGUGCGACGUUUGCACGGGAAUCAAACAGCCGGCCGUCAGCUCCUGCCUCACGUGCACGGCCGCCUACUGUGAGGAACACGUGCAGCCGCAUCGCACCACGCCGUUCUACGCCAAACACCCUCUCAUGAACCCCCAGGACGCCCUCAGGGGCCGCACCUGCACCAUCCACCACCGCCUGAUGGAGGUGUACUGUCGGACAUGUCAGCGCUGCAUUUGUGCCAUCUGUGUGCUGGAGGAACAUAGAACACACAAAACUGUUUCUGUGCAAACGGAGCGACUCUACAAACAGAAACACGUGGCGAGGACGGAGCAGGACAUCUUGAACCGCAUCAAGGAAAAAGAGAUGCUGGCUUAUGACCUAAAGAGGAAGCUGGAGGCGGCGAAGAGCUACGGCGACCGAGAGCGCGGCGAAGUGGAAGUGGUGCUGGACGAGGUCGCCGCCUCUUUGGACCAGAUCCGCUCGCAGGUGGUGGGCGGGAUCCAGGAGCAACAGGAAGCGCUGAUGUCCAGGGGGGAGGGGUUAGUGAAGCGCCUGGAGGCGGAGCUGGGCCGGCUGACCGACAGGAGGGCCACGCUGGAGGCGCAGGCCGUCAGUCAGGACCACAUCGGCUUCCUGCAGAGCUUCGAGGAGGCGGCGGCUCCGCUGGGCAACGAUCAGCCGCUCAACGUGGACGACGACUUUGUCCUCCACUUCCAGCUGGCCAACAUCAAAGUGGCCCUGGCAGAAGUCCGGGACAAGAUGUAUGACAUCAGGACAGGAGGCGUCCAGCGUCCAGCCCCCGUCGGAUACUACCCGCCUCCUGAGAUGAUGCCCGGAGUCCGCGACCACGACCGUCUGAAGAGCCGCCAGUGGUCCCUGAAAGACAUGAAGAAGUCGAAGGGCGUCUCAGGACACAAGAAGGCUCGCGUGUACACAGCGGACGUGAGCUUGAACCCGGCGACGGCAUACCCCUUCCUCAUCCUCUCGGACGACAGGAAGCAGGUGAAGCGCGGCGAGAAGCUGCAAUUCUACCGCAACAGUCCGCAUCGCUUCGACGUGUGGUCCUGCGUGCUCGCCAAGGACGGCUACGCCUCGGGGCGCCACUACUGGGAGGUGCUGGUGGGUGAGAACAAGGACUGGAAGGUGGGCGUGGUCGGCGAGUCGGCGCAGAAGAAGGGUCUGUUCGACAUGAGCCCGGCCAACGCCUACUUCGCCAUCUGGUGGAGCGGCAGCCAGCUGCGGGCGCUCACCGCCCCCCCGCUCACCAAGGUGAAGGCUCCGCCCAAGCUGAGGCAGGUGGGCGUGUUCCUGGACGUGGAGGCGGGCCAGGUGUCCUUCUACAACGCCAAGUCGGGCUCGGAGCUCUUCAGCUUCGGCGGCAUGUCCGAGUUCGGCGAGCGGAUGUUUCCUCUGCUGGGCACCGGCGACAAGGAGGUGCCCCUGGUCAUCCUGACCUAGGCAGGGGGCGGGGCUUCUUUUCUGGGGGAACGAAUCAUUAAAGGUUGGCCUGUUACCACGGCAACAAGAA